GUGCGAGCAAAGGGACCCGUGCAAGAUGGUUACCGAGCAGCCGGACGUGGAAAUGAAGAACGUGGACAGCCCUGCUGUGGCCGAACAAGACGCCGUCAAGGCAGACCCGGACACGUUGACAAUUGAAGACAUCAAGGAGCAGGCUCGACACAUUGAGAAGGCAGUGACCAGCAAGGAGCCCCGUUUCAUCCUGCGCAUCCUGCGAGCGCUGAUGCCCACUCGCAAGCGGCUCAAUGACCGAGUGCUGCGCAAAAUCGUCACGGGCUUCUUCACCCACUCGAGCCAGGACAGAGAAGCUCUGCUGGGAUGCCUCGAAGAGCCCAUGGAGACGGAAGGUGUCGUGAAAGAAAGCCGCAUCCGCAGUUCUAAGACCUCGCACCUGCCUCUGCUUCCAGAGCUGGAUGUCUACAUUCACCUCUUGGUGCUGGUCUACCUCAUCGAUGCACAGCGGUAUGAGAAGGCAGUGCAGUGUUCGGACCAGCUGAUGCUGAAGAUCCAAGCCCAGAACAGGCGCACCCUGGACCUUCUGGCCUCCAAGUGCUACUUCUACCACAGCCGCUGCUACGAGCUGGUUGACAGGAUGAGUGACAUCCGCAGCUUCCUGCACAGCCGUCUGCGCACAGCCACCUUACGCAGUGACUAUGAGGGACAAGCAGUGCUGGUCAACUGUCUGCUCCGCAACUAUCUCCACUACAACCUCUACGAACAGGCCUCGAAGCUGGUGUCCAAGUCUGCCUUUCCCGAAGCGGCAUCCAACAAUGAGUGGGCGCGCUACCUCUACUACCUUGGGCGCAUUCGUGCCAUCCAACUGGACUACUCCGAGGCCCGGCAACAUCUGCUGCAGGCCAUUCGCAAGGCACCCCAACACGCUGCCUUGGGAUUCAAGCAGACGGUGCACAAGUUGGCCAUUACAGUUGACCUGCUGCUGGGUGACAUACCGGACCGAUCCAUUUUUCGCCAAGCACCCCUGCGGCGCACUCUGGCUCCUUACUUCCAGCUCACCCAAGCUGUGCGGGCAGGCAACCUGGGCCGUUUCAAUGAGGUGCUGGAGCACUUUGGGGCCAAGUUCCAGGCAGACCACACGUUCACGCUGAUCAUCCGGCUGCGGCACAACGUCAUCAAAACCGGGGUGCGCAUGAUCAACCUGUCGUAUCUGCGCAUCUCGCUUGCUGACGUAGCCCACAAGCUGCAGCUGGACAAUUCCGAAGAUGCCGAGUUCAUCGUGGCAAAGGCCAUCCGCGAUGGCGUGAUUGAGGCCACCAUCGACCACGAGCGAGGCUGCAUGCAGUCCAAGGAAAACAUGGACAUCUACUGCACACGGGAGCCCCAGGCUGCCUUCCACCAGCGGAUCUGCUUCUGCCUGGAUAUACACAACCAGUCAGUCAAGGCCAUGCGGUUCCCACCAAAGUCUUACAACAAGGACCUUGAAUCGGCUGAGGAGCGGCGCGAGCGUGAACAACAAGACUUGGAAUAUGCCAAGGAGAUGGCUGAUGAAGAGGAUGAUGGCUUUCUCUAGGGCUGUCAUGCAAUAAAACGAGUCUUCUGACCUGGUU
Rhipicephalus sanguineus (brown dog tick) is the source of this 1553-nucleotide messenger RNA. Its product is annotated as 26S proteasome non-ATPase regulatory subunit 3. NCBI's taxonomy places the organism in Eukaryota, Metazoa, Arthropoda, Arachnida, Ixodida, Ixodidae. Gene Ontology annotation, molecular function: protein binding; enzyme regulator activity. The coding region runs from base 26 to 1516 and encodes 496 amino acids. Gene Ontology annotation, biological process: ubiquitin-dependent protein catabolic process; regulation of protein catabolic process. Gene Ontology annotation, cellular component: proteasome complex; proteasome regulatory particle, lid subcomplex. The record is from RefSeq and is a predicted model, not a curated record. The transcript is spliced from 12 exons.